AUGCGUUCUUUACAUCUUCUAGCAACCUCGGCUCUGGCCUGGGUAGCCAGUGCUCAAGACAAUACUUGUUCAACAGACCUCGAGUCCUUGACUGUCACAAAUCUCGAUGAUGUUCGCGGCAACUUGAACCUGGUUGCUACUACCACAAUUGGCACGGAUGUCACUUGGAAUAGUAGCGACGAGUCUAUCAUCUCGAACAGCGGCGUCGUCCAAAGACAAGAUACCACAACACAAGUUCAGUUGACUGCCACCAUCGACUGCAACGGAUCACUAGCCAGCCGACAGUUCUCCGCUUCGGUUCGCCAGGCAGUCAAUAUCGGUGCUUUCGAGGGCUAUGCAUUUGCAUACUUCACCAACAACUCUCUGUCCGGCGAAAACAUCUACUUCGCGGCCAGUAAUGGCAACGACGCUCUGUCAUGGCAAGAGCUCAACGGUGCACAGCCGGUUCUCAAGUCGACCUUCGGCACAAAGGGACUUCGCGAUCCAUUCAUUAUUCGCUCCCACGAGGGCGAUACCUUCUAUCUCAUCGCAACUGAUCUCUCGAUUGGUUCCGGAACCUCAUGGGGCGACUCUGUCAAGUUUGGAAGUCGCUACCUCGAGGUCUGGGAAUCUCACGACCUCAAGACAUGGUCUGAACAGCGCCAUGUCUUGGUUUCGCCUGCGGAAGCUGGAAACACUUGGGCUCCCGAGGCUUACUACGAUGGAGCCAUCGGAGCUUAUGUUGUCUUCUGGGCUUCCUCGCUCUACAACUCUUCGGAUGUUGAUCGUGUGGGAGCGACUUACCACCGCAUGCUGUAUGCCACUACACGAGACUUUGUCACGUUCACCGAGCCGCAGAUUUGGCAAGACGUCGGUAUGUCACGCAUCGACUCCACUGUCAUAAAGGAGGGUGACACCUAUUAUCGCUUCACGAAGGACGAAGGUGCUGGUGAGACUGGAUGUACCGACAUUAUCGAAGAGAAGUCCACUUCACUCAGAGCGACUGCCGACUCUUGGUCUCUGGUCGAUAGUUGCAUUGGUAAANAGGCGGGUACUCAGGGCGUUGAGGGCCCAACCGCGUUCAAGUCGAACCCUGGAGAUGUCAAUGGAGAUAACUUCUACUUGUUUGUCGACGAAUAUGGUGGUCGUGGCUACAUUCCACUCCAGACCAAGAACAUCGCAAGCCCCAACUGGACAGUCCCAGCUUCAUACAAGCUGCCUCCAAGCCCUAGACACGGAACUGUCCUGCCCAUCACUGCUGCUGAGCUUGCCGACCUGACAGCCGCUGACACUGCCAAAACUUCAUCGAUCGCUCGCCGUGUAACUGCAGGCUCACCAGUACUCAAGGGCUACUUUGCUGAUCCCAACAUUGCUGUAUUUAACAAGAUCUACUACAUCUAUGCAACCACCGAUGGCUUCCCUGGUUGGGGUGGUCAAGUUUUCUAUGCAUGGAGCUCGCCAAACUUAGUAAACUGGACUCGCAGCGAGAAGCCAUUCCUUACCCUCAAUGGUACCAACGGCAAUGUUCCAUGGGCAACUGGUAACGCUUGGGCUCCCACCAUCAUCGAACGAUGUGGUAGAUACUACUUCUACUUUAGCGGGCAGAAUCCAACCUACGACAGAAAAACCAUUGGCGUCGCGAUCGCACACUCACCCACCGGUCCCUUCAUCGCAGAACCUACCGCCAUGAUCUUGAACAACGAGCGUCUCACCACGGGUCAAGCGAUUGAUUCUGAUGCCUUCUUGGAUCCCGUGAGCGGCAAAUACUACCUUCUCUGGGGCAACGGCAGCCCACUCCUUGCCGAGUUGAACGACAACAUGACUUCGAUAAACUGGUCCACAGCACAAAACAUCACUGGUCUGGUGGACUUCCGUGAAGGUCUCUUCAUCAAUUACCGUAAGGGUCUCUAUCACAUCACCUACUCCAUCGACGAUACAGGUUCCGAGAAUUACCGUGUGGGCUAUGCAACUUCCACUUCCCUUACUGGCAAGUAUACCUAUCAUGGUAUUGUGUUGCAGAAAGAUGUCAGUCAGGGAAUUUUGGCUACUGGACAUGAUUCGAUCAUUAAUGUGCCCGGGACAGACAAGUGGUACAUGGCCUAUCACCGUUUCGCUAUUCCAGGCGGCAAUGGUACUCAUAGAGAGGUGACGAUUGACAACGUUACCUUUAAUGCGAAGACAGGGCUGAUGAAUGCUGUUGUGCCUACGUUGAGUAGUGUCGAGGCUUUUCCUGUUCCUGCAAAGUAG
Molecule: messenger RNA, 2226 nt
Organism: Aureobasidium vineae
Lineage: Eukaryota; Fungi; Ascomycota; Dothideomycetes; Dothideales; Saccotheciaceae
Source: the annotation of a GenBank genome assembly